Molecule: messenger RNA, 1185 nt
Organism: Hansenula ciferrii
Lineage: Eukaryota; Fungi; Ascomycota; Saccharomycetes; Phaffomycetales; Wickerhamomycetaceae
Gene: RAD23
Product: Rad23p
Exons: 4
Coding region: 1-1185 (394 amino acids)
Biological process (GO): proteasome-mediated ubiquitin-dependent protein catabolic process; nucleotide-excision repair
Cellular component (GO): nucleoplasm; cytosol
Molecular function (GO): proteasome binding; ubiquitin binding; damaged DNA binding
Source: RefSeq, a predicted model, not a curated record
AUGCAAGUCAUCUUCAAAGAUUUCAAAAAGGAAAAAAUUCCAAUUGAAUUGGAACCUACAGAAACAGUUUUACAAGCAAAAGAAAAGCUUGCACAAGUAAAAGGUGUCGAAGUCAAACAAUUGAAAUUUGUCUAUUCAGGUAAAGUUUUACAAGAUGAUAAAACCAUUGAAAGUACAAAGAUCAAAGCUGAUGAUCAAGUCAUCUUCAUGAUUUCAAAAGUUGCUGCUAAAAAACCAACACCAGCUGCUUCAACACCAACACCAGCACCAGCCGCUCAACCUACACAACCAACUGCUCAAUCAGCACCAGUUCAACCAUCUACCAGAACCGUUCCAGCACCAGCACCAUCAUCUCAAUCAGCUCAACCAACUCCAUCUCAACAACCUGAACAAGCUGGUGAUUUUGAUGCAUCAACAUUUGCCACAGGUUCAGCAAGAGAAAAAGCCAUUGCAAACAUUAUGGAAAUGGGUUAUGAGAGACCACAAGUUGAACAAGCAUUGAGAGCUGCUUUUAACAAUCCAGAUCGUGCUGUUGAAUAUUUAUUAACUGGUAUUCCAGAACAAUUUCAACAACAAGCUCAACAAUCACAACCACAACCACCAACUGCUGUAGAAGAAUCUGGUGAACAAACAGAAGGAUCAAAUACAGGUGCUACUGCUACUCAACCAUCAGCUCCUUCUGGAACUGAAGAACAUUCAACUGCUGAAAGUGGUGAUUUAUUCGCUGCUGCCGCUGCUGCUGCAGGUGGUAAUCCAGGUUCAGGUUCUUCCCCAGGUGCUUCACAUAGAACUGGAGGUGCACCAAGUGGUGGAGGAUUAGAUCAAAUUAGAGAAAUUGUUCGUACAAAUCCAGAAAUGUUGGAACCAUUAUUAGAACAAUUAUCACAACAAUAUCCUCAAUUAAAUGGAUUAAUUCAACAAAAUCCAGAAGAAUUUAUUAAUAUGAUUUUAAAUGGAGUUAAUGAAGACGAACUUUCUGGUGAAGGUUUAGGCACUGAAGUUGCCCCACAAGCUGGUGAAGAUGGAACAGUUGAAGUUCCAAUCACUGAAGAAGAUCAAGCUGCUAUAAAUAGAUUAGUUGAAUUAGGAUUUGAAUCAAAUUUAGCUAUUCAAGUUUAUUUUGCUUGUGAUAAAAAUGAAGAAUUAGCUGCUAAUAUUUUAUUCAAUGAUCAUGCUGAUCAAUAA